CUCCUGGGAACAGCUCGACUCAGAGCUGUGACUCGUGGAGGGACCAGCACCAACUGCUGAAGAGGGAGGGAGAGGAACCCCCCCAGUGGACAAUUCUGCACUGACCUCUGUGUCUGGGAUGUUCCCUAUUCUGGUACAUAGAUAGAUAUUGACCAAAGAAUCAUAGUGCUGGAUGACUGAUUGGAUCAUACAUUGGGGAAAAAAUCCACAAAGAUCAGCACACCAUCACACAGUGUACUGAGGAAGAAAAUGUCCAACCAAACUACCAGGACCAAAUUCCUUCUCCUGGGGUUCUCUGAUGUUCCAGAACUGCAGAUUUUACACUUUGUGGUUUUUCUAGUGCUUUAUCUGAUAUCCCUACUGGGGAACCUUCUCAUCAUCACAGCCAUAGCCUUUGACCGCCACCUUCACACCCCCAUGUACUUCUUCCUGAUGAAUCUGUCCAUCCUAGACCUUGGCUCCAUCUCUGUCACUAUCCCCAAAUCCAUGGCCAACUCCCUCAUGAACACAAGAUCGAUUUCUUAUUCUGGAUGUGUUGCCCAAGUCUUUCUCGUCUUCUUCUUUGCUUCAGCAGAUUUUGCCAUACUGACCAUCAUGGCGUACGAUCGAUAUGUCGCCAUCUGCCAACCACUGCACUAUGAGACAGUGAUGAACAGACGAGCUUGUGUCCAAAUGGCAGCCAGUGCCUGGAUCUGUGUUCUUCUCUACUCUGCAGUGCACACUGGAAACACCUUUGCAAUAUCCUUCUGUGGAGGCAACAUGGUGGAGCAGUUCUUCUGUGAAGUCCCCCAGCUACUCAAGCUUGCUUGCUUUGACUCAGACCUCAGUGAAGCUGAGUUUCUCAUCUUUAGUGUGUGCUUAGCCUCAAGCUGCUUUAUUUUCAUAAUUGUGUCAUAUGUUCAGAUCUUCACCACAGUGCUGAGAAUCCCCUCUGAGCAGGGCAGGCAUAAAGCUUUCUCCACCUGCCUCCCUCACCUCAUUGUGGUCUCCUUGUUUAUUUGCACUGGGACCUUUGCCUACUUGAAACCCACCUCCAACUCAGCCUCAAGUCUGGAUCUCGUGGUGGCUGUUCUCUAUUCUGUGUUGCCACCAAUGAUGAAUCCGAUCAUCUACGGCAUGAGGAACAAAAAGCUUAAAGGUGCACUGAGUAAACUGAUAGUUUGGAGGUUAUUCUCUAAGAAUAAAAUGUCCUUAUUUCUCCUUCAGUAACAAUUUCAUUCUGUGUUUCUUUAUAAAUAUAAUCAGCUGAUGACACUAUUGCCUGCAUGACAAAAUACUGUGCAAUCUGUUUAUGCAGAAUUGGGUAUUUACACUAGGAAAAAUCUAGACAAACAUGACUCAGUAAAAUGGAGUUACUAUAGGUUUAGACCAAUGUAAAUAAGAUCGGAAUCUAUCUAUCAGCUACUGCUACCCAUCACCAUACUAUCUGAGUAUCUUGCCCAUAAAAUCAGUAGCCAUAGCAAAGUCCAUAGUGAGAUCUCUGUCUCUUCUUGUUUUUGGCAAAAAAAUCUCUGAUUGAGGUAUCAAUGCAUUUGUUCUUUGUGCUUUUUGUUUGUUUGUUUGUUUGUUUGUCAGAUUUUUAGCAUUUUUUUUGGCUUAAAUGGUUGGUUGGUAGUUUGUUUUGUUUCUUUGUUCCAGGAAGUUGUGGAGGUGGGAAAGCCUGGGGAGAUGGUAAGUGUUUGGUUAGACAGGAUUUUCAAUGUUUGUCCUCCCUGGAAGUGCCACUGUGUCAUCUCUUUGAUGGGGUUUUCUGAGCGAGCUGAAGGUUUGCUCCCCACAAUGAUAAAAAGGUGCAAAAGAGGUUUCUGCUUUGCUGAGUUCCCGAUGAAAUGAUUAUGUAUAUACUGUUGGGGUAUUAUUGUAUUAUUAAUGACAUGUUAGAGAAAUAACAAUCUCAGGUAAGCAUCUUUUCUAUUAUUUUUACCUAAAUGAAUAUGUAAAAAAGGUGUCAUUCUUGCUACGGUGAAAAGGGUGUUUUGAAGAGAAACUUUUUCCAGAGUUUCCUAAAGAAAACCUGACUCAGGAUAAUGAGGUCAAAUUUGUAUUCCAUGGAAGCCACUAGGAUUUAGCCCAUCACUUCAAGGAGAUCAGGAUUUGGCCAAUAGCCUAUAUACCCAAGGAUUCAGAUUUGGCUGACAGCACCCUGGAGAAAGUGAGUGUGACAGAGAGGUCAGGGUCUGAUUUCCUAACUCAGCUAGACCAGCACCAAUGCAGAGUAGACCCAGUGACAUAACAAGUUUACUACUGAUGUGGUUUUGGCCCAAAGUCACUGGGCGGCACUCAGUAGUGACAUGAACACUGGUGUAAGCUUCUUGUCUGGGGUCAUUUUGUUCUAACCUUGGUGUAAGUGGAAAAGUGCCAUCCCUUGAACUAAUCUGGUGUUCCAUACACCUUCCUGUGUCGAUCUACUCACAUCCAUACUGAGAAGGGAUCUCAGAAGCUGACCAGUUAUUAGUAUAAGAAUAUCAUCUUUGUGCAUGGUUGUGUAUACUACAUAUACAGACAAACGCAGAGUAUGUGAUUAGAUAGACAGACAGACAGGACAAUUCCUUGUCUUAACACGCAACCACAUUUCAUCAUAAUGAUAGAUUUCUAUUUGAUUGUGAAUUAUGUUAGCUAGCUAGAUAAUGUAUAAUCUAUGGAAAUUAUUGUGCAAAUUAUUAUGGUUCUUUUCCUGUUAACUAUUGUCUAUGUCCAGAUUAUGAUUUUCUUAUAAGGACUCCUUAUUAAACAUUAUUU
Molecule: messenger RNA, 2739 nt
Organism: Dermochelys coriacea (leatherback sea turtle)
Lineage: Eukaryota; Metazoa; Chordata; Testudines; Dermochelyidae
Product: olfactory receptor 14A16-like
Exons: 3
Coding region: 250-1209 (319 amino acids)
Biological process (GO): G protein-coupled receptor signaling pathway
Cellular component (GO): membrane
Molecular function (GO): olfactory receptor activity; G protein-coupled receptor activity
Source: RefSeq, a predicted model, not a curated record